UUAAUAAUAAGCUUCAACUUAAGCCAUAGAUUUUCUUCUUACUUGACCUAGCUAGAUUGGCUGAUAUAUUACCUAUAUAUACACACUCACACUCACAAAGGUUGGAUAAUAAUUUAUCACAUAUCAGUAUCCAUCAUCUUGAGCUGACACGAGGAGAAUCAGAGAUGGGAGUACAAGGCACUAUGGAAUACUUAUCUGACUUACUUAGCACCAAAAAGAAGAAGAAGAAGAAGCAAGUCCAAACUGUAGCACUGAAAAUCAGAAUGGACUGUGAAGGCUGUGCACGCAAGGUCAAGCAUGUUCUUUUUGGUGUUAAAGGAGCUAAGUCGGUGGAAGUGGACUUGAAGCAGCAGAAAGCAACAGUGACAGGAUAUGUUGAGCCAAAGAAAGUGCUUAAGGCUGCUCAGUCUACUAAGAAGAAGGUUGAGCUAUGGCCAUAUGUUCCGUACAGUAUGGUGGCUAACCCAUAUAUUUCUCAAGCCUACGAUAAGAAGGCACCUCCUAAUAUGGUGAGGAAGGUGGCUGACACUGCCAACAUAUCAGAAACCACCGUGGAUGAUCGCUACAUACAAAUAUUCAGUGAUGAAAACCCAAAUGCCUGCUCUAUCAUGUAAAAUAUUAAUUGAUUAAUAUUUGUGUAGUCAAUUUCACAUUAAAUAUUGUAUAAGAAAUAAAUAUUAAAAACAAAAGGGUAUGGUUUUGUACUUUUGUGUAAAUUAUAUGAUAGUCGAUAAUUUUGCUUGGAUUUUGAGUAUAA
Messenger RNA from Glycine soja, 757 nucleotides. RefSeq names its product heavy metal-associated isoprenylated plant protein 24-like. Gene Ontology annotation, molecular function: metal ion binding. The record is from RefSeq and is a predicted model, not a curated record. Bases 165 to 614 code for a protein of 149 amino acids. The transcript has 2 exons. Lineage: Eukaryota; Viridiplantae; Streptophyta; Magnoliopsida; Fabales; Fabaceae.